Periophthalmus magnuspinnatus is the source of this 2398-nucleotide messenger RNA. It is a transcript of the gene nol4la, whose product is annotated as nucleolar protein 4-like a. Lineage: Eukaryota; Metazoa; Chordata; Actinopteri; Gobiiformes; Gobiidae. Bases 49 to 2079 code for a protein of 676 amino acids. The record is from RefSeq and is a predicted model, not a curated record. The transcript has 11 exons.
UGAAGUGACUGAGCCGGUCCACACUCAGCCACAGGAGGAGACGGAGCUAUGACAACGAAAAAAGCGUGUGUGGAGGCGCCCAAGAGGAGCAGGAGUCCGGUCGUUCUAGAGGCGGAGAUGUUCAGCGAAUUUCAGGACUGGUGUCUCCGGACCUACGGAGACUCGGGCAAAACAAAGACAGUCACCAGGAGAAAAUAUAACAAGAUCAUGCAGACGUUAUUGCAGAACGAGGAGUCGGACGGCGUCUAUGUCGACAACAGCCACAUCAACGCCAAAUUCAAAUUCUGGGUCAAAUCCAAAGGAUUUCAGGUCGGAAAUAACAUCUUAGGAGAGCACAACAAGAAAGGAGCCCCGGGGAAACCCGUGCUAUACGUCCCGGUCAAGUCUACGUGCUCGGACGGGAGCUCAGUGCAGGAGAACUCGUCACUGAAGCGCGUGGCGGUGGUGGAGGACUUCUUCGACAUCAUCUACGCCAUGCACGUGGAGAUCGGCACGGACCCCGGCAGAGCGCCCAAACACGCGGGCCAGAAGAAGACGUACAAGGCGAUCGCAGAGACAUACGCCUUCCUGCCCCGUGAGGCGGUGACUCGGUUCUUAAUGAGCUGUGGGGAGUGUCAGAAGCGGAUGCACAUCAACCCGAGCGCCGCGGAGUUCAAAGAAAAUGACAGACCGGCCUCACUGGUCCCGGACCUCAUCGACUAUAACAUGCCUCUUACCGCCACCUACCUGAAGCAGAUGAAACUGCAGUGCAUGACCAACACUGAGCGGGACGACAGCUCGAUGAGCAGUGAGGACAUGGCCAGUGCAGAGCCCACGUGGAUCACAGUGGAGCAGCCUCCAGUGCCUGAGCCGAGCCCGCCCAACGGGGAGCACGCCGCGACCGACGCCGUCAAAGAUGAGAUGGAAGACGAGGACUCUUCGGACAGCGCCAGCGCCAACGGGCUGCCGGCUCUGACCCCGCCCGAGGCGCUGUCUGCGGGGGGCGCCGUCCCAGACGGAGCGGCCUCUUUCGGGGAAGUGACGGAGAACGGGCUGAGCGCUCCCCUGGACUUUAGCACAAACUCCUCGUCCUCUUCCUCCGAGGAUCAGCAGCCUGUUAAUCUGAGCGACCGGAUUCUGCCGUCGGCCGCGUCACCGCUCAACUCCUACCCCAACGACCCCAACAGACAGUUCCCCGUCAAAACGGACUACGCCAACAAGUCUCCUCCGUACAGCUCAGGGAGUUACGACUCUGUAAAGACUGAAGCGAGUCUGAGCGAGGCCCGAGCUCAGAUCAUGGACGACGACGACGACGACCACGACGAGCACGACGACAGCGACAAGAUCAACGACGCCGAAGGGAUGGACCCGGAGAGACUCAAAGCCUUUAAUAUGUUUGUUCGCUUGUUCGUGGAUGAGAAUCUGGACCGAAUGGUUCCCAUUUCAAAGCAGCCCAAGGAGAAGAUCCAGGCCAUUAUGGAGUCCUGCGGCCGCCAGUUCCCAGAAUUCCAGGAGCGUUCCCGCAAACGUAUUCGUACCUACCUCAAAUCCUGUCGCCGCAUGAAAAAAGGCGGCUUUGAGAUUCGCCCAACACCUCCUCACCUCACCUCCGCCAUGGCUGAGAACAUCCUCGCCGCUGCCUGCGAGAGCGAAUCCCGCAACGCAGCCAAGAAGAUGCGGCUGGACGUGUACCCAGCCACGGAGGAGCCUAUGUGCAUUGACAAGCCCGCCCCCCGAGACCCCGCCUCUUUGGCCGCCCCCGGGUUCACCAUCGCCAGCACAGCUUUCGCCCAAGACCAGCUCUACGCCAACGGAGGCCUCACCUACAGCGUUCGAUACGGGACCGUCAGCAGCACCCAGCCGACCACGGGAACCACACAAACCAACGGGCCCACAGAUCUUAGUAUGAAGUCGGUCGGGCCAAACUCCACCUCGUCCAGCGCCAAUGGUCAGGGUGGAGGCGGAGGGGGGGCAUCCGCACAGCUCAGCCCCCCCGAGGUGACGGCGGUGAGGCAGCUCAUCGCGGGCUACAGAGAGUCCGCGGCCUUCCUGCUCCGCUCCGCCGACGAGCUGGAAAACUUGAUUCUGCAGCAGAACUGAACCGGACUGUCCUGCUCCUGGCCUUUCACCAGUGUCACUCUCAGUCACAAAUCGGGAUUUUGGAUCAGCACAUCGGCUGGAGUGGCCCUGCACACUGGUCCUGUAGGUGCAGAUCUUUAGCUGCGCUCACAACAUAUCAGAAAGGAUUAUUUAUGCAUUUGGUGGACUUUGGUCCUAGCGCCCUGGUAUCUGUAGCCAUUCAUCCCAUCCAGCUCAUUGUACACUCCACUGCCAUUCAUCUCAGGAAGAUCUGUGGGAACUGUUCACACAAGGACAAACUACCAGAGGUGUUACUUUAGCUUUGAAUCGACUGACUGUG